This is a messenger RNA of Cuscuta epithymum, 12853 nucleotides long. NCBI's taxonomy places the organism in Eukaryota, Viridiplantae, Streptophyta, Magnoliopsida, Solanales, Convolvulaceae. The record is from the annotation of a GenBank genome assembly.
UUGGAGAACAUUUGUACUAAUAGACGUAAUGGGAAAUAGUAAAUAAUAAUCUCUCUAGCCUAAAAAAGUUUUAAAAAAAAGUACAUAGAAGCUGAAAUUAAUCUCUGAAAGGUGGAAAACUGAAAACGAUAGAGUGUUUAAUAAAAUGCAUGUAUCAAUUUUGCCAUGCAUGAUGUGAGGUUUGAAAUUGAUGAUGCAUAAUUUGAAUAUCAUUCUGAAAUGAAUUAUUUUUUUGACAACCAUUCCAAAUCACUAUUAAAAAAAAUUGUCGGGAAAAGGGGCAAAUAAGCCCUCGAACUAAUAAAAAAAGUGCAAAUAAGCCCUUUUGUAGGAGGUUCUGUCCGAUCAUCAUCAUUUGGGGAGGUUCUCGGUGGAAUUUUUUGAUGAAUUUUUUUGAGCAUCUUCUUCAUUAAGUCUAGUUUAGACAUACCGAAUUUCAGCUAAAAAUUCAACCGGGAAGGCACUCAAAUGAUUUUCGGAAAUAUACUGCGUUGUUUAACUGCGCAGUUAUCUUCAAAAAUUCAUUUGACUGUCUUCCCGGUUGAAUUUUUAGCUGAAAUUCAGUAGGACUAGACUAGACUUAAUGAAUAAGAUGUUCAAAAAAUUUCAUCAAAAAAUUCCCCCGUGAACCUCCCCAAAUGACGAUGACCGGACGGAACCUCCUACAAAAGGGCUUAUUUGCACUUUUUUGAUUAGUUCGAGGGCUUAUUUGCCCCUUUUCCCAAAAUUGUCCUCAAAACUAUUGACUGAGUUGGACAACACGAAAUGACAAGCUCCCGAUAUGACAUGCACUUUCAGAACUACACACACAAAAACAAAUCAUUCAGGAAAUGAACACAUUAUUAUCAUCUUUAUCAUCAAAGGCAAACUAUUUCAGUAUUUCCCAGGAAGCUACAAAGCUUUAGUAGUGAAGAAACAAGCCCAACCUUCAGACCCAAAGUUGCCAUAUGAAGUCAAGUACUUUCCCCAAACUCUUGACCACUUUACUUUUCUACUCCCGAGGCUACAAAAUCUUCUACCAGAAGUACCUCAUCAUUAGGGAGCCUCAAUCUUUGUGUACACCGGAAAUGAAGGAUAUAUUGAUCAGUUUGCUGGAAAUACUGGUUUCUUGCUUUAUAUUGCUCCAAAGUUUCAUGCUCUUCUAGUCUUUAUUGAAGUACGAUAUCUUCCCUCAACUCAAAACUAUACAAAAGUAACUUCUAAUACAUUUUUUUUGAUAAUUAAAAAGAUCUUUUAUCAGUUUAUGUAUUAUGUAGGAGCUUUAUUAUACUACGUAGUUAUUAAUAGUUCCUAGACUAAAUUUGCUCUUUUGCUAGUACUAUAAAUACUUCAACCUUAGUCUUAGUCCAAAAUUAUUAAACUCUCCAAACAACCACUUGUAAAGAUCACACAUGUGCUCACAUAGUACAUACUGUCUAAUUUAGAAAAGUUGUUUUGGAAUCAGAGUAUAUAAAUUGUCCUGGUCCAGCUCUUCUGUACCCAAAAAUAUGAAAAAAGGAAAUCAAUGUCCUCAUCAAUCCAUUUUAAAAAGAAGAACAUCUUGAAAAAUAGUAAACUAUUUCCAGGCAAAAGUUUUUUAUUGCAUAUAUCAUUUUCACUUUCACUAUUUGACCGCAUUAAUCUAGAGUCUACCUUUUUGUACACAGAUUUAUUAAAAUAAUUGGCGCAAAUAUCAUAUUUAAACACCUACGUUACUGAAAGAAAUCCAAAUAAUCUAAACCACCUAAAAGUGUCUCCUAGACAAUUUUGCAAACACAUAGUAGUCAAUAAAGUACAUGGUGAGUGUUAGCCGACCCCAAUAUCGUUUGGGACUAAGCUAAGGCUUGGAUGUUGAGUGUUGAGUAUAGUAGUCAAUAAAGUCCUUGUUGGUAGUAGUUUGGUACAAAUGGAAUACUUCACAAAUCGCAACUAAUAUACUGAAAUCUAACUCUACUAAUGAGUAUUGAAGUACAUGGUGUGCCAAUUAUAUUAACUUGAAAGAUUAAGAAAUGCGUUUCAGGAUAUAUUUAUUAUAGAUCUAACAAUUAAACUACAGUUGAUAUAAACUAAAAGCUUAAUGGGUUUGGUUUUCUUCUAGUUGUGAGCUCCUUAAUAAUACAAUCAAAGAAUAGAUCAACUGUAAUGUUAUAAAAGAAAUCAUCAAAUUUCAUUAAAAGAUGAUAUUUAUAGCUUCCGCUUCAAGGAGAAGACUAAAGGAAACAAAGAAAGCGAAUAACGCAAACCCCUGCUUCCCUGUAAGCGGGACAAUUGUGAUCCUCGGUGUCUAACCAAGCCAAUCUCUAGGGUCUCAAUGAGCUGGAACGAAAAGAAACUGAUGAGGUGGGUUGAGUGGAGAGGAGGAUGUCAGACGUUUUGACGGAAAGACAAAGGAAAAGUUUCAAUACAAUUAAUCAAGCGUUGAGUACAAGUGCCCGGCGUUUUGAGGGAGAGACGAGGGAAAAGUUUCAACACAACUAAUCAAGCUUUGAGUACAAUUGCAUAAAGCUAUGAUGUUACACCAACACAUUUAUCAUACCAAAAAUACCCUAACCUUCAUUGGUUUUUAUAAUAUUUUAGAUUUUAAGUGCGAGAAAACUCACAUCAGUUUUUGGCGCCAUUGCCGGGGACGGUGUCGGAUUUAAGGGUUAAUUAAUUUUAGCGACCUGUUUUUAGUUUUUCGUAGGAUUUUUGUCUACUAACCUUGCAGGUCAGAUCUGUUUAUGCAUACACGCUCUAAGAAGGGAGAAUCACUAGUCCCUCUUAAUCCUGAGAUCGAGAAGCUAGCUAAGCAGAACCACAAGGCCUUUAGAGAACAGAAAGCAACCAUGGAUCAACCAUCCGCAUCUGGAAUAGCUGGGACGUCUGAGGUCCAAACCACUUCUGGUAAUUUGGAUUUUUAUGUCAAUACCUCUCCCCAGUCUUCACAAGAAAAUUCACCUAGAGCUUAUCCGGGGUAUCAAAAUCUCCGUACCCCAUUCUUCCCCCAAAAUCAGUCCACUCCACAACUAAAUCUUCCACCACUCUAUCAGCUCUUUCAAAACACUUCUAUUGCUCCCGAACCCACCUUUCAAAACCAAACCUUUGGGAUGCAAGGUCUAGGGCAAAAUAAUCCGGUUUUUCAGCCCAGACAGAACCAACUGCCAGUCACACAAAAUCCACCGCCUACUCAGCCACAAAAUCAGCCUUUCCAACCCCAAUAUCAACAAUUCCAUCAAACCCAACCUCAGCCAAAUAUCAUCCGUCCACAACCCAUAAGACCACAACCAGUUCAUCAGCCGAGAUAUCAAGCUCCUCCUUACCACAACUAUGUUCCACAUGACAAUCCACUCUAUCAAGGAGAGAGCAUUUCAGACUUCUUAGCCCCCGAGAUCACAGAGUAUGACAGUAUUCAGGUACCGGGGAUUACUGCACCCCGUUACGAGAUCAAGCCGACAGUGAUCAAUAUGGUCCUAAAUAAUCAGUUUGGAGGGAGCCCUACGGAAGAUCCAGUGGCACACAUUACCAAAUUUCUGAGGAUGUACCAGACUUUCAAAAUUCCUGGGCUAGAUGAUGAUCAGGUACGGAUGCUAUUAUUCCCUUUCUCUUUGAGGGAUGACGCGCAGAGGUGGUUGGAUAGCAAUCCACAUCACCACAUUCAGACUUGGGAUCAGCUGCACAAAGCCUUCAUCAAAGAAUACUUCCCAACAUCAAAGGCCAUAAAAUUGAAGAAGUAGCUACAGGAAUUCAAGCAAGGUUCUUUGGAGACACUAGCUGAGGCGUGGAAGAGAUUCAAGGUGAUGAGAAGAGCUUGCCCUCAAGGCAAGAUGACUGAUUGUGAGGUUCUAUCUUGUUUCUAUAGUGGACUCAACAAUGAAGGAAAGAUGAUGCUUGAUGCUUCGGGAGGUGGAGCUUUUCCUCAGUUGCCAUCUGAGGUUGCGGAAGAAUUGGUGGAGAAGAUUGUGUCGAAUAAUGCUUCAUGGUACAGUUCUCGGGACACACCUCACCAGAAGGCCCCGGGAUUGUACGAGAUCAGUGAGAAUUCUGCCCUUUCUGCAAGGGUAGAUGCUUUGACCAGCUUGAUUCAGAAGCUUGCUACUACAGUGGAAGACAAUCAAAAGAAGACGGAACUUGCUCUCUCGGUGUCCAGUGUGAAUAUGGUAGCCCCCGUUCCUAUUAGUCCCUCUUGUACUAUGUGUGGGGGACUCCAUUCGCCACAUGAAUGCACAAUGAUGGCACACUCGGCAGCCCCUGGAGUAGAGCAAGUGGAUGCGAUGUAUUAUCAGCGACAGGGUUACUAUAAUCAGCCCUACGGACAGCAGCAGCAAGGACAAUACGGGCAAGGAAAUCAACAGCAUUCUAGAAACUAUAAUCAGCCGCAGAUACCUCAAGGCCAGCAACAAGCUCCUCAGCCGGCGCAAGGAAGCUUCAGAAAGGAGACUGAGCAAAAAUUUUCUAGCUUGGAAGAAGUGCUCAACAAAUUAGCACAAAAUCAGCUGAAAGCAGACUCAAGGAUGCAAAUGUUUGAGGCAAGGAUGCAGAGCAUGGAGACUCACAUGGGGCAGAUCUCAAAGGCUUUAUCUGAGAGGCCUCAGGGAUCCCUCCCUAGUAAUACUGAACCAAAUCCCAGAGAACAUGUUCAGGCAGUCACCUUGAGGAGUGGAAAAGAGCUGGAACCUGCUGCCAUAACAAAGAAGCCCGAUGAAGUUCAAGUUGAACCAGCUGUCCGAGAGGAAGAGAAGGAGAAAGAUGAGGGAAGAGGGGUGGUGACUGCACCAAAACAGCCCGUUCCGGUCACGAAUUACACCCCACCUCUCCCCUAUCCGGCGCGAUUGACUAGGAAGAACGAUAGUGACCAGUUUGGUAAGUUUCUGCAUCUCAUGAAACAAGUGCAGAUUAACUUACCAUUCGUGGAUGCACUAGCUCAGAUGCCGAAGUACGCGAAGUUUAUGAAGGAUUUGCUCACGAACAAAAGGAGGCUGGAAGAAGCGUCUACUGUGACGCUUAAUGAGGAGUGCUCAGCUGUGAUACGGACAGAUCUGCCGAAGAAGCUUAAGGAUCCAGGUUCUUUUACUAUUCCCUGCUUUAUAGGAGAUCUUACUUUUGAUAGGGCCCUGGCUGAUUUGGGUGCAAGCAUUAAUUUGAUGCCUCUUGCUUUAUAUGAAAAGCUUGCACUCGGUCCACUUAAACCUACACGUAUGUGCAUUCAGUUGGCUGAUCGUUCAGUCAAAUAUCCCCAAGGGAUUAUUGAAGACGUGUUGGUUAAAGUGGACAAAUUUAUUUUUCCGGUAGACUUUGUUAUUUUGGACAUGGAUCAGGAUCAGGAGGUACCAUUGAUUUUGGGCAGACCAUUCUUGGCAACUGCCCGUGCACUUAUUGAUGUUGGAGACGGUAAGCUUGUCCUCCGCGUUGGGGAUGAAUCUGCCACCUUUGACAUGUCCAAAAUAAUGAAGAGGCCCUGUCAAGAUAGUGGUGAGUGUUUUUACAUGGAUGUAGUUGAUUCUUUGGUGGAGGAUUGCAUUCCUAACAUGCUUUCUGAUGAAGCCUUCUUUGAUCUUCUUUUGGAUGAUAGUUUGUCAGCAGAGGAUCUUGAGCUCCUCCCUAGUUUUGAUUGUCUUAUGCUUGAUGGGGAGGAGGACUCAAGUGAUGCUAGUGAUGUGAAGGGGAAGGAAGAUGACUUAGAUAAGGUGGAGAAGGAAGACUGUCAGACUGAUUCUUCUAUUGUUACUCCUUCUCCAUUAAAUCUAAAGCCUCUUCCCUCCCACCUUGAGUAUGCGUUUCUUGAUGAUAGUCCUGACCUCCCUGUUAUUCUUGCAUCCGGGCUUGAGCCAUCCCAAAAAUCUGCAUGUCUUGACUUACUUUGUGAACAAAGGGAAGCUCUAGCCCGGAAACUUUCUGACAUGAAAGGAAUCAGUCCUGUUUUCUGCACUCAUAAAAUUUUGAUGGAAGAUAAUGCUAAACCGGUAGUGCAGCCACAAAGGAGACUGAAUCCUAAUAUGCAGGAGGUGGUCAGGGAGGAAGUCAUCCGUCUGUUAGAUGUAGGGAUUAUUUAUCCGAUUUCAGACAGCCCUUGGGUCAGCCCGACCCAGGUGGUUCCCAAGAAAGGGGGGAUGACUGUGGUUAGGAAUGAGAAAGAUGAGUUGAUUGCUACACGUACGGUCACCGGAUGGCGGGUUUGCAUUGAUUACCGAAGGUUGAAUGCCGCCACCCGGAAGGACCACUUCCCCCUCCCCUUCAUUGAUCAGAUUUUAGAGAGGCUAGCAGGGCAUAAAUUUUAUUGUUUCCUUGACGGGAUGUCGGGAUACUUCCAGAUCCCCAUAGCCCCCGAGGACCAGGAUAAGACCACUUUUACAUGUCCAUUCGGUACCUUUGCUUAUCGGAGGAUGGCGUUUGGAUUAUGUAAUGCCCCUGCUACCUUUAUGAGAUGCAUGCUUGCUAUUUUUGGGGAUUUCAUUGGGAAGUUUAUGGAGGUUUUUAUGGAUGACUUUUCUGUGUAUGGUGAUACUUUUGAUGAGUGCUUAGAGAAUUUGAAGAAAAUCCUGGUUAGGUGUCGAGAGGUGAAUUUGGUACUUAACUGGGAGAAGUGCCACUUCAUGGUUAGUGAGGGAGUGGUCCUAGGGCAUAAGAUUUCAAGUAGGGGGAUUGAGGUUGAUCCGGCUAAGGUUGAUGUGAUUUCUAAACUACCUCCCCCUACUUCGGUCCGUGCCAUUAGGAGUUUUCUAGGCCACGCAGGUUUCUACCGUAGGUUCAUCCAGGACUUUUCUAAGAUAGCCCGACCCAUGACUAAGCUCCUUGAGAAGGAUGCACCGUUUGACUUCUCAAAGGAGUGUUUAGAAGCUUUUGAGUGUUUGAAGGAGAAACUGGUCAAGGCACCGGUGGUAGUAGCUCCUGACUGGUCUUUGCCUUUUGAGAUUAUGUGUGAUGCUAGUGAUUUUGCAGUAGGAGCCGUUCUUGGGCAACGUCGAGAGAAACAUUUUCAGCCUAUUUCUUAUGCUUCAAAGACUCUCGAUAGUGCCCAAGAAAACUACACUACCACCGAGAAAGAAUUGCUUGCUGUUGUGUUUGCUCUUGACAAGUUUCGUCCUUAUUUGAUUUUGUCUAAGGUAGUGAUAUUCACUGAUCAUUCUGCUCUUAAAUAUUUGAUGCAAAAAGUGAAUGCCAAGCCUAGAUUGAUUCGGUGGAUAUUACUACUCCAGGAAUUUGAUAUUGAGAUUAGGGAUAAGAAAGGGGCUGAGAAUUUAGCGGCUGAUCACUUGAGUAGGUUAGAAAACCCCUUUCUUGAUUCCCUAAGUGAGAGAGAUAUUGAGGGAACUUUUCCUGAUGAGAGACUGUUGAGGAUCGUUGAUGAGGUGCCUUGGUUUUCAGACAUCGCCAACUAUCUUGUUGGGGGUGUUGUUCCUUCUGAUUAUACACCUCAUCAACGAAGGAAAUUUUUUGCUGAUUUGAAGUAUUAUUUCUGGGAGGAACCAUAUUUGUUUCAUAUUUGUGCUGAUCAGGUUGUUAGAAGAUGUGUUCCUCUUAGCGAAGGAGUUGAGAUUCUCAAACAUUGUCACUCCGGACCGACUGGGGGACACUAUUCUUUUAACCGGACAGCUCGUAAGGUGUUGGAAUGUGGUUUCUUCUGGCCCACGUUGUUUAAAGAUGCUCUAACGUUUGUGCAGGAAUGUGACAGGUGUCAACGCACCGGGCCGGUUACCAAGAGGGAUGAGAUGCCCCAUAAUUUUAUAUUGGCUUGUGAGGUAUUUGAUGUUUGGGGCAUUGACUUCAUGGGACCGUUCCCGGGUUCUAAAGGUAACAAAUUCAUUCUGGUUGCUGUGGAUUAUGUCUCUAAGUGGGUUGAGGCUGAAGCUCUGCCCACAAAUGAUGCUAGAGUUGUGAUUCGUUUUUUUGAAGAAAUUGUUUUCUAGAUUUGGAGUGCCACGAGUUUUGAUAAGUGACAGGGGAACCCACUUUAGGAAUGAUCCCAUGACUCGCCUUCUGGCAAAGUAUGGGGUCACUCAUAAAGGGGGCGUCCCUUAUCACCCUCAAACUAGUGGCCAAGUUGAGAAUUCGAAUAGGGACAUUAAGACCAUCCUUGAGAAGACUGUUGAGACCCAUAGGAAGGAUUGGUCUGAUAAGCUAGAUGAUGCGCUGUGGGCACUGCGUACAGCGUAUAAGACACCCAUUGGCACUACUCCAUUUCACUUGGUUUAUGGGAAGGCGUGCCACCUUCCGGUAGAGAUAGAGCAUAAGGCAUACUGGGCCUUGAAAACAUUAAAUAAGGAUUUGUCUUUGGCGGGUCGUGAACGGCUUUGGAAGCUCAACGAGUUGGACGAGUGGAGGCUUAUGGCCUAUGAGAACUCUAAAAUUAGUAAGGAGCGUACCAAAGCCUAUCAUGAUCGGCAUAUUAAGCAAGGAAAAGAGUUUUGUAAGGGGGGUCAAGUUCUGCUAUUCAAUCCCCGAAUGAAGAUUUUUAAAGGAAAGUUGAAGUCUAGGUGGUCCGGUCCUUUUGUAGUGAGUGAAGUUUUUCCGUAUGGAACUGCUGAGAUUGAUCAUCCUGAGAAGGGCCGUUUUAAAGUUAACGGCCAUCACCUGAAAAAAUACUACGGAGGACCGCUAGAACGCGAGCGUGAGGUGACCUUUGUCACGAAUUUAGAGACCUGAAUGCAUAGUUGUGUCGGGCAAACGACGUUAAAAAUAGCGCUUCUCGGGAGGCAACCCGAGCUUAAUUUUUGCUUCAGUAGUUUAGUUUUACUGCUUUUCAAAAAAAAAAAUGAUGAAUGAGCUUAAGGAACGCACAGACGUGCGUAGUGGUACGCACGCCGUGCGUUGCCCAGAGAUUUCAACGGGGAAGCUACUGCCAUUGACGCACGGACGUGCGUAGGGGUACGCACGCCGUGCGUUGCCCAGGCAGAACAUGGGACAGCUACUGGCAGGAACGCACGGACGUGCGUCCGGGAACGCACGCCGUGUGUUGCCAAUUUUUAAAAAAAAAACACCCCUGCUUCCCCAAAACAGAACGCACGCACGCAGCUCCCCUUGCCCACGACACACACGCGAACACACCCCUUCCCCCCUCGACCGCGACCCAUCGGCGACCGACGAACCGCACCACCGCUCCACCGCCGCGACCCCCGCCCACCACCGUCGACCGCCGAACUCACCUCUCUCCUCACUCAAGAUGACCCGCACCAAACAUUCCGCUAAGAGGCACCGGGACAACACCGGUGCUAGCUCCAGCCGGGCCAACCCAAACAGAAAUCAGCAGCCGAUUGUACCCUACCAACCUCAGUUCCGCGACAAUGCUCAACGAGAGAAAUAUGAGGAUUUGAUGCAAAGGAGAAUAGGCAAAGUUUUGUUCCCCCAUUUGCCUACACUAGAGAAGGCUGGAUUACGAGACGAGGUUAUGGAGUUAUUGUCCCGAGCCUGGUGGCAACACCUCUUCUUCGGCAUCAAUGAGCCGACUUACAAAGAGAUAACUUGUGAGGUGCUUUCUUCUUUCAGGGCUCCAAGGGAGAUUACCAACAAUUUUCUCCCAGUGAUCAAGUUCAGAGCCUUUGGGGAGGAUCAUGUGUUCUCAGCUAGUGACAUCACUGGGCACUUAGGUUUUGAUCAUUUGGAUGAUGUUGCCCGAUGGGAGGGUAGCCUUUUCGACUUUCCGCCGGAGGUGAAUCAGCAACAGUUUUGGGAGUCUAUUACGGUUAAUGGGGGCAAGUACAACUCCCAGACUUCGCCUAGCACGGUCCUACAUCCCCUCAAAUACCGCGUCAUCCAUGCCUUGUUGAGUUCUACAGUUUCCGGCCGCGCAGAGAAAGGCGGCAAAGUUUCCUCCACUGACUUCUUCUGUCUCUAUUGCAUGAUUCAUGGGAGGAGGCCGAUCUUUGGCGCUCUCUUCGCGGGACUUUUUGCCAGGCACGCUAGUUAUCGGGUCAAGGAGAUCUUUGCUGGCCCGUACAUUACACGCAUGAUGAAGGCGAUGGGGUAUGGAGACCGUCUGGAGGGGAUGACAGUCGUAGAGCAUAUUUAUCCGAUGGAGACGCUGCCCAAGGAGAUUCCAGCUGGACGCCGAGCAGCUAGGCACGCAGAUGAUGAUGGUGGUGGCGCUGAGGGCCACCAGCAGGCUGAGCAGGAUGACGCGCAUGAGAUGAUGCACGGGGCCCCCGUUCUGCCCCCUCCCCAGGGACAUGUGUUUCCCAACUCUUGGGAGGGGAUGCAUCCGCAUAUAGAGGAUGUUUAUGGCCGACUUUUUGAGCACCAGCAGCAGUUUUUCACGCAGAUGAGCAACGAUGUCACUGCAGGCUUCUCCAGUCUUGAUUUGAGGAUGACGUCAUUGGAGCAGAGAUGGGACAGACAGUUCCCCGAUGAUCAGCAGCCACCCCCUCCCCCAUUUUAGAUUAUGAUACAUUGUACUCAUCUUCAUCACAUUCUGCACUGAGCACCUGACACUACUUUUACUCUUUGUUUUCAUGGAUGUUUUCUUUCUGCUUUGUUGUGAUUGCAGCUUUUAUUGAUAAUUGAUCGUUGCUUAGAUGUUUGGAAUGAAGGAUCGAUUGAGUUCAAGGCCGACCAAAGACCUAGGGGAGUUUCUACGUUCCUUACUCGUAUUUUUUUCGCCUGCCUUUUGUUGACUUGAGUUGAUAUUGAGCACGCGCGACCCUUUCCCUUUAUCCCCUUGUGCAUUAUUCAUUUUUGGCCAUCGAGGGCGAUGCCAAAGUUUAAGUGUGGGGGAGUGAAUUGGGCAUUCGGGCAUUAGUUGUUAUUUGUAAUUAUUAGAGUUAGCAUGCGCAGGUGUUAGUUGUAUAUUCAUAGGAAAGUCAUGUCAAAAUUUUCGAAAAUUUUUCUUUAAACUGUGUCUUUGUAAGCUGGCUAGCGUUUUGACUAUGUUUUUAGAACAUCCUUGAAGUAUUUAGACUUAAAUUGCUUACACUAUAUUCUAGUUACUGAAAGGAUGAAGGCAUUAGUCACCAAUAAAAUAAAUUCAUAAAACAUCCACCUCACCGAAAUUUUCCCCUUAGGAGAAGCCGUUUUGAGCCUAACCGUUCUUUGUUUACCCAAUUAAUUGAGCUCCAUAGCUAAAUGGCCUGUGUUUUCUUAACCCGUGAAUAUGCCUGACUUAGUCUUGAUGUUUAGGAAACUAGGGGAUGAAUUUGCUAAGAUUAGAGAAUCUUUGUAGGAGCCAUUUUUUUGGCACUGUUCCUAUGCCCCAAAUGGGGUAAGAGCAGUCAUUUUUUUUAGGAAUAUGAUACUUUCGAGGAUUGCAUUGUAGGCAUGGAUUCACUUUGAAAUAAAUGAACCUUAAUUGCUAUUUUUCCUUGGUGAGGCCGAGAUUAGAAUGGGGUAAUGUCUAGUAAGAAUCCGAAAGGUGAAAAAUUAAUAUAGCUAGACCUCUUGCCUUACGAAAAAGAGAAUGGGAGCCCCGGUCAAAAAGCGUAAGAUGAGACUUGGGUAUCUUUCGAAAGAAACGGCGUUCUCGUGCCAACAUGACAAGGAAAACUAAACUUAAUCAAUGAACUUGGAGGCUAUUGAAAAAAACUAGCUUUAGUCCUCCGCGUACUUCAAGUAUACGUCAAAACACAAAAGUGCCGAGACGGUUUAGCUUAGUUGUACACCAUGUCUACUCUUUGCAUAGGUUUAGAUGAUUGUUCCUAAUUUGUGGCCUACUAAGUUCUUUGAUCCUAAGAAUAGCCCCGAAACUUCUGAAUGCAUUAAGUCUCUGUUAUAAUAUUCCAAUUUCUUGAGAAAAGGGACUGUUAUUGUUUAAACCAUUUACCAUUCACCACCGCCUACACAAGUCCUUCUGAUCGGUGACCAAUUUAUUGAUGAUGGCUGUCACUAGUUUAAGGAUGUUGUAAAAUAGUUUUGGUCAAAACUAUUAGCUCGUGUACAAAGAUGUAGUUUAGGGUAGGAUUUUCUUGAUUUAAAACUUCCUGUUCUGUGAAUAUCCCUUUAACUACGUGUGCAUGCUAACUGUUUUAAUUCCGGAUGGUGAUUAUGUAAGUCCCGUUGUUCAAUUUGCUUGAGGACAAGCAAAAGCUUAAGUGUGGGGGAAUCUGAUAGGUUCGUAUUGCAACACGCAUUUGAUGCGUGUUGGGGUCGGAUUUUGAUGGCUUUCCUAACAUUUGGGUGUCGUAAGUCUCAAUUUUAACUCAAGUCAUGUGUACCGGGCGUGGGUACGAGUUUUGGCAUUAUCAGAGUUGAAAUCAGGUUUUUGGGACCCGGCAUCGGCAUUUGAGAAGAGAUCGGGACAAAUUUAGAAGCAUUCGAGAGUGAAUUCGCAGUUCUGGAGGCUACCGGGAGAUUCACGAUGAUGUUUUGAUGAAGAAAGAGCUAUUGGAUCGAUCAAGUGGUCAAACGGAGGCUUAAAACGGAAGAAAUCGAAGAUAAUGAAGAAGAAAGGCCACGCACGGCCGUGUGUACAGGGACGCACGGCGUGCGUGCGUGGCAGUAGCGGCCAAGAAGAGUGAUGAACAACGCACGGCCGUGCGUCCGGGUACGCACGCCGUGCGUCCAAGGCGUUUAAAUGAAGAACAGCUACUGGCAGCAACGCACGGCCGUGCGUCCGGGUACGCACGCCGUGCGUUCAAGAUGUUGAAAUCACGGAGGCUACUGGCAGCAACGCACGGACGUGCGUAGGGGAACGCACGCCGUGCGUUGCCUAUUUUUACACGGACGUCCGUCGGACGCACGGACGCAACGCACGCCGUGCGUAGGCUCCGUGCGUACCGCGGAUCUGUCCUUUUUCGACCCAAACUCAUUGUUUUCUAUAAAUAAAGCCUCCCUAACCCCGUUUUUUGGUUCGGAAACCAAGAGAGAAGCUUAGGGACGUGUUUUACAGUGUUUUUCCGCUAUUUUGUUCAAGACCCUGAGAUUCUUUGUAAGUUUCAUCUUUUUAAUUAAUGACAAUUAUUUCUAUUCAUCC